Messenger RNA from Pyrus x bretschneideri (Chinese white pear), 888 nucleotides. Its product is annotated as auxin-binding protein ABP19a-like. The record is from RefSeq and is a predicted model, not a curated record. Gene Ontology annotation, cellular component: cell wall. NCBI's taxonomy places the organism in Eukaryota, Viridiplantae, Streptophyta, Magnoliopsida, Rosales, Rosaceae. Gene Ontology annotation, molecular function: manganese ion binding.
CCUAAUUUCCUCAUCAAGAAACACCCGAAAAAAGGCUAAAACUGAAAAAAUACCAUUCGCUUGGAGAAGAUGAUUUUCCCUAUCUUCUUUACAUUUGCUCUCCUCCUCUCCUCCUCCUUUGCUUCUGUGCAAGACUUCUGCGUUGCAGACUACAAAGCUCCGGAGGGCCCUGCAGGCUACUCUUGUAAAAAGCCAGCAAAAGUUACGGUAGAUGAUUUCGUGUACUCAGGCCUAGGCAUUGCCGGCAACACCACAAAUAUCAUCAAAGCUGCAGUCACCCCUGCAUUUGCUGCUCAAUUUCCUGGUGUGAAUGGCCUCGGCAUUUCACUUGCACGCCUAGACCUAGAUGCGGGUGGAGUUAUCCCAUUCCACACACACCCUGGGGCUUCUGAAGUCCUACUUGUUGCGCAAGGAACAAUAAUUGCUGGGUUUGUUUCCUCAGCUAACACGGUUUAUCUGAAAACUCUUAAGAAGGGUGACAUUAUGGUGUUCCCUCAAGGCCUAUUGCACUUCCAAGUGAAUGGAGAUAAAGGCUCCUCCCUUGCAUACGUUAGCUUCAGUAGUCCAAGCCCCGGUCUGCAGAUUCUGGACUUUGCACUGUUCCAAAACGACUUACCUACUGAAUUGAUAGCGCAGACCACUUUCCUCGAUGUUGCUCAGAUAAAGAAGCUUAAGGGUGUUCUUGGUGGUACUAAUUAGAUUGUCUCCUUUCCAUCCCCCGUCUUCAGGGGGUUAUUCCAUGUCUUUUUGUUUUCUUGUUGUGAUUGAGAAUAAAAGAGUGCUCUAUUGUUGUAUGCUUGUAGAAGUAUUAUUCUAUGCUUCCGUCUGACCAAUGUAGCAACAAUUGUAUUGAAGGCAAUGCAUCCUCUGAUCGAUAUUCGUUCUUUU